CUGGGGGUGGAGCUCCCCUCGGCUGGGAGGCUGGCAUCCGAGCCUGUCCAGGCUGGGAGCUGGGAGUCCAGCACCGCAGGCACUGAAUCCUCAAGUAUUACUAGAAUGAGCUGACCCUGAGCACAGUUGGCUCGGCAGGAGCAGCUGUGGGACCAACUGGCAGUGAGUGAGUUAACUGCAGCAGCAGCAGCUGUCUCUCUGCAAGGAAACCCCCACCCCCUCAGAUGCAGCCCAGCUGCCUGGCGUCCCACCAGGAUCAAGCACAGGGGCUGAAACUGGAAGUUCAGGCCUGUGGCUGCAUCUGCCUCUGUGGUGAGCACUGGAGGAGGGAAGCAGCCCUUCGCUGCCGUCUGUCUGUCCAUCCGUCCAUAACCCCAUCUGCCUGGUUGGCUGCUCACUGUUCAUCUUUAAACUCAUCUUUCCACCUAUCUGUAAGUCCAUCUCUGUCCAAAUGUCUGUCUGACUAUCCUGUUUGUCCAGCUGUCUGACCUGAAUGUCAGUCCAUCUGUGCGUCUUCUCACCCCUCCAUCUGCCUGUCCGUCUGUCCCUCUGUCCGUCUACCAGCCUGUCUGCCCACCUGCCUCCAUCCUCCCCCUGGGCCACUGAGCCAUGGCCGGGGGCCACAGGUCCACAGUCAGCCUGGUCCUGCUGGUGCUGGGGCUGACGCUGGCAGUCACUGUGCUGGCGGUGGUCCUCUCUAGCCACCACAGCCCCUGCAGCCCCCCGGCCUUUGCCCACGCUGCUGUAGCUGCUGACUCCAAGGUCUGCUCAGACAUUGGACGAGACACCCUCCAGCAGCAGGGCUCACCUGUGGAUGCCACCAUUGCAGCCCUGGUCUGCACCAGCGUUAUGAACCCUCAGAGCAUGGGCCUGGGUGGAGGUGUCAUCUUCACCAUCUACAAUGCUACGACAGGGAAGGUGGAGAUCAUCAAUGCCCGGGAGACUGUGCCAGCCAGCUAUGCCUGGGGCCUGCUGGACCAGUGUGAACGUGCCCUACCCCUGGGUACAGGGGCCCAGUGGAUCGGGGUGCCCGGGGAGCUCGGAGGCUAUGCUGAGGCCCACCGCCGCCAUGGCCGCCUGCCCUGGGCGCAGCUGUUCCAGCCCACCAUCGCCCUGCUCCGAGGGGACUUCCGCAUGCCCUCCAUCCUCAGCCAGUUCCUCAACAGCAGGUUGCUGCGGCCUUUCUUGUACAACUCAACUCUAAGGCAGCUUUUCUUCAAUGGAACUGAACCCCUAAAGCCUCAGGACCCCUUCCCAUGGCCUGUGUUAGCCACCACCCUGGAGACCGUGGCCACAGAGGGUGCGAAGGCCUUUUACACGGGGAGGCUGGGCCAGAUGCUGGUGGAUGACAUUGCCAAAGAAGGGAGCCAGCUGACCCUGCAGGACCUGGCUGCCUUCCAGCCUGAGGUGGUGGAUGCCCUGGAGAUGCCCCUGGGAAACUACACUCUGUACUCACCACCACCACCUGCGGGGGGCGCCAUUCUCGGCUUCAUCCUUAAUGUACUGAGAGGGUUCAACUUCUCAGCAGAGUCGGUGGCCCAGCUCGAAGGGAGAGUGAGCAUGUACCAUCACCUUGUGGAGACUCUCAAGUUUGCUGGGGGACAGAGAUGGCGGCUGUGGGACCCUCGAAGCCGCCCAGAGGUCCAGAACGCUUCCCAGGAAUUGCUGGGGGAAGCUCUGGCCCAGCACAUCCGCCAGCAGAUCGAUGACCGCGGUGACCACCAGCGCAGCCACUACAACCUGGCCGGGGCCUGGGGCCACAGGAUGGGUACUUCCCACGUGUCUGUGCUGGGAGAGGACGGCAGUGCUGUGGCUGCCACCAGCACCAUCAACACACCCUUUGGAGCAAUGGUGUACUCACCUCGGACGGGCAUCCUCCUCAACAAUGAGCUGCUGGACUUGUGCUGGAGACGCGGCUCAGGCUCCAGCUACAGGCCCCCGCCAGUUGUAGGUGAGCGGCCACCGUCAUCCAUGGUACCAUCCAUCUUGGUCAACAGAGCCCAGGGGUCGAAGGUGGUGAUCGGCGGGGCUGGCGGGGAGCUCAUCAUCUCUGCUGUGGUCCAGGCCAUCGUGAACAAGCUGUGGCUUGGCUUCGAUCUGGCAGCAGCCAUCACAGCCCCUAUUCUGCACGUCAACAGCAGGGGUGGUGUGGAAUACGAGGCCAACUUCAGCCAGGAGGUGCAGAAGGGGCUGCAAGACCGCGGCCAGAAACAAACCCGGCAGCAAUUUUUCCUGAACGUGGUCCAGGCUGUGUCCCAGGAGGGACCUUGUGUGUACGCCGCAUCUGACCUGAGGAAGAAUGGGGUGGCUGCAGGCUACUGAGGUGACAGCUCGGCCCAGAACCAGUACCCAGACCUGCUCUACGUCCUGAGUCCUAGCUGGGUGAUGGCACAGACUGCUCUAGCAGGAUCUGGACUCCUGGCCGGGACGGAAGGAAGCCAAGUCCAGAGGGACAGGAGGAUGACUGGAACAGCCUGGGCCGCAGCCCUGGCCCCUCCGCCACAGCGUCUUGUGGCCCUGCUCUGACUCCCUCCCCUGGCGUCCUGCCCACCUUCCCAAUCUGUAUCCAUUAGACUAAGAUUUUUUUUCUUUUUUUUUU
Messenger RNA from Fukomys damarensis (Damara mole-rat), 2599 nucleotides. RefSeq names its product gamma-glutamyltransferase 5 (gene Ggt5). Gene Ontology annotation, molecular function: glutathione gamma-glutamate hydrolase. The record is from RefSeq and is a predicted model, not a curated record. Bases 610 to 2322 code for a protein of 570 amino acids. The transcript has 12 exons. Gene Ontology annotation, biological process: glutathione catabolic process. Lineage: Eukaryota; Metazoa; Chordata; Mammalia; Rodentia; Bathyergidae.